Messenger RNA from Malania oleifera, 2037 nucleotides. RefSeq lists its product as uncharacterized. The record is from RefSeq and is a predicted model, not a curated record. The transcript has 13 exons. Gene Ontology annotation, molecular function: oxidoreductase activity. NCBI's taxonomy places the organism in Eukaryota, Viridiplantae, Streptophyta, Magnoliopsida, Santalales, Ximeniaceae. The coding region runs from base 213 to 1874 and encodes 553 amino acids.
UUUUUUCUCUGUUUUGUUUUUUUAAUAAUACUGAAUGAAAAGAGAAAGGUGUGUCAAGAAAAAUCUGCAACGCAUGGUCACGAGGGCGGUGGAUUCUAAUUCUAGCACGGCAGCACAGUUGCGGCCAUUUCCAUUUCCAUCUCUCUCUCUCUCUCUCUCUCUCUCUCUCUCUGCAUCCCUGCUUUGUGUGUGUGUCUGUGUGAGAGAGAGAGAUGUUGGGAUAUGGGAGUGCAAGUGCAAGGCCUUGCUUCCCCUCAGGCAGAUACACGCGCAGUGGCGGGUUUUGUUGCAGAGCAAAUGCUUCUUUGCCCAGCAGUGGCGAUGGACAUUCACGCUCGCAACAGAAGAAUAACAACAAGAAGAAGAUAGUGAUCGUCGGUUCCGGCUGGGCCGCCCUGGGCGCUGCUCACCACCUCUCCAAGCAGGGCUUUGAUAUCACCCUCCUUCAAGAAGCUAAUGAUUCUGGACUGAACAGCACGUUCGGUAGUCCUGAUGAUAUCGGUAUCCGCGGUUUCUGGUAUUCUUAUCAUAAUAUAUUUAGCCUCAUCGAUGAGCUUGAUAUCAAGCCAUUCACAAGUUGGACAAGUUCUGCCCAAUAUUCUAGAGAGGGAUUAGAGGUUGAAUUUCCAAUAUUUCAAGAUCUACCUCAAUUGCCUGCUCCAUUAGGUGCCUUCUUCUAUACUCAAUUCAUUCGGCUCCCAUUGGCGGAUCGGUUGACAUCACUUCCUAUAAUGGCUGCAGUAAUUGACUUUGACAACACAGACACCGCCUGGAGAAAAUAUGAUUCGAUUACUGCAAGGGAGCUUUUUAAACAGUUUGGCUGCUCAAAAAGGAUUUAUCAGGAUAUUUUUGCUCCACUUCUUCAAGUUGGUUUGUUUGCUCCAGCCGAACAAUGUAGUGCAGCUGCAACUCUUGGAAUGCUAUAUUAUUACAUUCUUGCUCACCAGAUUUGUGGAUUUUACUUUGGUCCAUGGCUACAGAAGGAUAUCGAUCUUGUAUGGUGUCGGGGGAUGGUUAGAGAAAAGAUUUUCAAGCCAUGGAUGGAAUCUAUGAGAAAUAGAGAUUGUGAAAUUCUGGAUUGCCAAGGAGUGACAAACUUCUCUAUGAAUGAAGAUACAGGAUGCAUUUCGGAAGUUGUUUGUGGUAAAGAGAGCUAUAAGGCUGAUGCAGUAAUCUUGGCAAUUGGAAUCACUACACUUCAGGAGAUCAUUAAGAACAGUGCAGCACUACGUACGAGGGAGGAGUUCUUGAAAGUUCUGAAUUUAUCUGGCAUUGAUGUUCUGACUGUUAAACUCCAGCUAGACAGGAAGGUCAACAUUCCCAAAGCAAGCAAUGUGUGCUCUGGAUUUGAUGAUUCAAGUGGAUGGACUUUCUUUGAUUUGAAUGCAAUCCAUGACGAGCAUAAAAACAAUCCAGUGACAGUCAUACAAGCUGAUUUUUAUCAUGCCAAUGAGUUGUUACUGCUGAAGGAUGAGGUAAUAGUUCCAAAAGUAAUGUCUUACAUGUCAAAGUGCAUUAAGGAUUUUGAGAAUUCCACAGUUGUUGUCAAAGAAAUCAGAAGAUAUCCAAAAUCUUUGACUCACUUCUUUCCAGGUUCAUACAAGCACAUGAUGCGUGGGUCCACAUCUUUCCCAAACUUGUUCAUGGCUGGAGAUUGGAUAACAAACAGACAUGGUUCGUGGUCACAGGAGAAAUCCUAUGUCACUGGACUUGAAUCGGCCAACAGAGUCGUGGACUAUCUUGAGGAAGGUACCUUCGCCAAAAUAAUACCUGUUCAAGAAGAUGAACCUCAUAUCCAAACGCUUCGCAGCCUCAACAGAAACCUUAAUGAUAUAAGAGCCCAGAUUCCAUUGUUUGAUUAUUUCCUCCAGUGAACCCAUCAUUGGUUUAUAUUCAGGACUGGAAAUGUGUAAAUUAUUCUGUGUUUUUUGCUAUGGCUGCAUGUCACUUUGUAAGUUGUAUAGUAGCAAUAUAGAAGAAACAGGUAAUUGGUAUCCAUUGAUUAAGAAAUCGUGCAUAGAACCACAUUCCUAUUGA